AAGAUAAGACGUAUCCUGCGGCCAGAUGGGUUCAAGACGUCGAGGACAGCUCCGAGCUCUGUGGGUGGACUCCGUUGCAACAGCUGUUGAUGGCGAGGCGGUCGUUAACAGGAACGGCGUUAUUGUGGUACCGGGCAGAGCGCAUUUUUAAGACGUGGGACGAGUUUAAAGCCGCUAUCCUCAAAGAGUUCCCUGAUAACAUCGACGCGAAGGCUAUACACGAGCUGAUGAGUUCCAGACAUAAAAAAUCAAGUGAAUCGUGUUUAGAGUACUUAUUUACUAUGAAAGAGUUGGGUAAACGAGGAAAAAUGCCAGACUAUGUAGCCAUUAAAUACAUAGUAGAAGGAAUCAAGGAUCAAGAAGUAAAUAAGAUAAUGUUAUACGGCGUUACGACAUACAGUGACCUGAAAGAGAAGCUGAAGAUUUAUGAACAAUUGAAAUCAAACAUGGCGAGUUCGAGUUCAAGCCGAGAUACAAGUCGUUCGAAGCAGACAGAGAAAAAUGAGAAGACGUAUGGGCGAUUUGUACGUUGCUACAGCUGUGGAGAAAAGAAUCAUUCAUCAGCAGACUGUCCCCACAAGGAGAAAGGCCUGAAAUGCUUCAAAUGCGACGAAUUUGGGCAUAUUGCAUCUCAAUGCAAAACGGCUGUGUCAUCUUCAACUGCAAGUACUUCAAAGAGUGACGUGAAGCCAGCAACGAGUGGUGAAGGUGGCAGCGCUGGAAAGAAAUGGCCGACCGGGACUAAUGGCGCUAGCGUUGCAACGAAACGUGCUUUUUACGGUUCGACGAGUGAUGGUCACAUCCCUAGUAGCGAAGACGUGAUUGGCCAAUCGAGCGAAAUGGCGGCGAAGAAUUGUCUACUAGCUGUCAUGGCCGGCGACGUAAACAAAACACAGCAGACGAUUACACCGAAAAAGAAGCCUGUGAAACGAGUUCAUGUGUUGGGAAAAGAUGUUAUAGCGUUGGUUGACUCUGGGUGCGAAGUAAGUUUGAUGACAAUCGAGUGCUACAACAAUUUAGGUGCGCCAGAGUUUGACAAAAGUGACGAUUUCUUAACGGGAUUAGGCGAGAACCAGGUGGAUUGUUAUGGACAAAUUUGUUUGGACAUUGAAAUAGACGAGUUGUGGUAUAAGGACGUUAAGUUUCGUAUAGUUCCUAACCGUACCGUGCCGUACAGUAUGAUUCUCGGUGAAGAUUUCUUGUUGCGUGUCAGACUUGUUAUGGAGUAUAACAAUGUAUGGUUAAUACCGCUUGAUAGGUGGGUAUGCGAGAUAAGGGUGUGUGAUUCUCUUGUUACAGGUUCUAGUGAAGAUGUUGAAAAACGGGUGAACGACCUGGUGGAAUCAUACGUACCGCGUAAGACGAAGGAAGCGCCUGUCAAGUUGAAAAUUGUGCUAAAAGAUGACAUCCCUGUUGCACAACGACCCCGAAGAUUGGCUCCAGCGGAACAAGAGGAGGUUGACCGACAAGUGAAUAAGUGGCUUGAAGACGGCGUGGUAAGGAGACUGAGGAUGAAGCUGUGGUUCGACUGGGUGAAGUAUUGGAGGUGGCUUCGCAAUAUGGCCUCGAGAUUAAUUGGAAAAAGUCGCAGCUUGUCCAACGACAAGUGGAGUACCUUGGACAUGUGAUCCAAGAUGGGCAGGUGCGGCCUUCACCGGAAAAGACGGAUGCGGUCGCUAGAUUUCCAGAGCCUACCAAUACCAAACAACUACAAAGCUUCAUAGGCCUCACAUCGUAUUUUAGGAAGUACAUACA
This is a messenger RNA of Cydia fagiglandana, 1755 nucleotides long. RefSeq lists its product as uncharacterized. The transcript is spliced from 2 exons. Lineage: Eukaryota; Metazoa; Arthropoda; Insecta; Lepidoptera; Tortricidae. The coding region runs from base 90 to 1628 and encodes 512 amino acids. Gene Ontology annotation, molecular function: nucleic acid binding; zinc ion binding. The record is from RefSeq and is a predicted model, not a curated record.